Carassius gibelio (silver crucian carp) is the source of this 1107-nucleotide messenger RNA. RefSeq names its product troponin T, fast skeletal muscle isoforms-like. Bases 16 to 783 code for a protein of 255 amino acids. The transcript is spliced from 11 exons. NCBI's taxonomy places the organism in Eukaryota, Metazoa, Chordata, Actinopteri, Cypriniformes, Cyprinidae. Gene Ontology annotation, biological process: regulation of muscle contraction; sarcomere organization; muscle contraction. Gene Ontology annotation, cellular component: troponin complex. Gene Ontology annotation, molecular function: troponin I binding; troponin C binding; tropomyosin binding. The record is from RefSeq and is a predicted model, not a curated record.
GGAUGAAAGGAUGUCAUGAAAUGUUACAAGUUACCUAAAAUAUUUAGCAGGUUGAGGUGCCUUUUACACCUGUCAAGUCUAAAGUUCCCUGUCAUCAUGUCCGACACAGAGGAUGUUGGGGUUGAGGAGGAGAAGCCCAAGUUCAAACCAAGUGCACCAAAGAUACCUGAUGGGGAAAAGGUUGACUUUGAUGACAUCCAGAAGAAGCGCCAAAACAAGGACCUCAUUGAGCUGCAGGCCCUGAUUGAUGCCCACUUUGAGCACAGGAAGAAGGAAGAGGAAGAGCUCAUUGCCCUGAAAGACAGAAUCGAGAAACGUAGGUCCGAGAGGGCAGAGCAGCAGAGGAUCCGUGCUGAGAAGGACAAGGAGCGUCAGGCAAGACGUGAGGAAGAGAGGCUGAGGAAGGAGGAGGCUGAUGCUAAGAAGAGGGCAGAUGAAGAUGCCAAGAAGAAGUCUGCCCUGUCUAGCAUGGGCUCCCAGUACAGCAGCCAUCUGCAGAAGGCUGAUUCAAAGAGGGGAGGUAAGAAGCAAACUGAAAGAGAGAAGAAGAAGAAGAUUCUGGCAGACAGACGCAAGCCUCUGAAUGUUGACCAUCUGAAUGAGGACAAGCUGAGGGAGAAAGCUAAAGAGCUGUGGGACUGGAUGUACCAACUGGAGGCUGAGAAGUUUGAGCACAUAGAGAAACUCAAGAGGCAGAAGUAUGAGGUUACUACCCUGCGUAUGAGAGUGGAGGAGCUCAGUAAAUACUCCAAGAAGGGCGCCGCUGCUCGCCGCAGAAAGUAAGCGUUCAUGGAGAAAUCUACGCUCGUGGUCAAGACAUGCCUGCUCCCUGCGUCUCCGAGCUCGGCCUUCAAUCACCAGGCAUCUCUGAUCCCACCCACCUUUUGCAGUUUACCAGAGGCUGUCAAAGGCGAUCUUCCUCACCCUGCGUGACAUUAACACUGUCCGGUCUUAGCAGUAGUUGCAGUAGGAACUUCCCCCCCCUCCCCCCUUGCUGUGUCUUUUGGUUCCCACCUUCCGUUUUUGUAAAUAAUAUUUGGCUCGCCAGCUUUAUCUGUUGCAUCUGGCAGUUCAAUAAAGUUAUUCUUCAAGACUGAUAAACUAGAA